AUGUUUUCUCGGAAACGUAAUACAAAAGUCUUUACCUUUACUGUUGAAAUACGUGAGAUUACUGGUCUUGACAAAGUGAACAACCGAGUAGUGUUUAUGAAGUGGUGGCGUGGGUCGAAGAAGAAGAGUGGGACGUUGAAGAUGGUGUUAGUGAAUGAAGGCUGUGCAAACAUCAACUCACGGUUUGUGUUUGACACUCGACUUCUCCAAAAUGGUGAUUCAUUCAAGAAGAAAGAAUUAAUUCUCUCGUUAGUAGCCUCACAGUGUAAAAUAGCGAAGGAAGAGGUGAUCGCACGAGUCCGAAUCAAUUUGGCCGAGUAUUGCAGAUUUGAGGAAAAAUUGUUUAAGUGUAAUUUCGACGAUGGUCCGCUGCGAUAUUCCGAGGCAAUCAUAUCGAUUUUCUGUGCCGAGAAGAACUCGUCGGUGUCGUCGCCGUACAGUAUAGUUGUGAGUGAGGGUGCUUCUGCCGCGAUUGAGAAGCGAAUUGGGACUUCACAUGUUUCGAUGCAAUCAGAAACGUCGCAAGAGACUUCCUUUCGCGAAGACACCAAUUCGAUAGGUGAAUUAAUGCGGAGACUUGAUGACUUAAAAGAUCAGUUUGAAGCCAACGAGAAGGCUUUAGACGAGUUGGAUCAACAAAUCACAACAUUAAAAGUUGAAAAAGACGAAUUAGAGAAAGAGGGGCCAUCAGUGACGAACUCGGAGUUCCAGUCCCAAGCGGAUUACUUAUUCCUCAUUGAUGGAGUGAUGUUAAAUAAUGACAUGUCCUUUGAUGGGAAUAACUCGACGAUGUCAAAUAUCAUUUGUUCGCAUAUUGAAAACGACGAGUUGUUUAUAGAACCCGACUUACACGUGUUAGCACGACUGUUUGAAAUUAUUAACGGCAUCAUCCACUUGUCUGGAGGGUGUCCGAAGAGAUUGUGUUUUUGGCUGUCGACGGUGUUGCGUGUGUAUGCGUGGACUUGUAUGAGUAAAACGCGACUUACAAUGGACCAAACGAUAUUCGACAAAUUCCGCGCGAUCAUGGAGAAGUGUGUGUCGGGGAUAUUAACUGCUCUGACGGACUUCUCGAAUGCAAAAACAACACUUUUUGAGGAUCUCUUCUUUAAUGUCAAAUCGAAAAAUAAGUCUGAGGCCGUGUUAAACCCCGUGACCACUGUUUUGAAGUGUAUGAAAGAGAUGAAAGUCGACGAACUGUUUGUGAAAGAGUACGUCAACCUCUUCUUUUCUUUUUUGGACAAACAACUCUUUGUUUAUUUACUCAGAACGUGUCCAAAAAUCACACAAGACAUGGUGAUGAAUGUCGUCAUCAAAAUGGAAGAAACAAAUCGGCUUAUACUCGGGUCAAAUGAUAUGAAGCGAUUCGAAUACGUCAGCAAAGUCGUCAAAAUUAUCCCACUCAACAUCGACUCCUUCCAACCCGCUGAAUUAUUCGCACAAGGAAAUCCUUUAAUUCUCCCACACUCAAUGGUAGAUUUGGUCAAAAAAAUCUACCCACAACCCAAGAAGGCAACGAUGACAAAAUUGGUCGCUGCUCUCCCUCCAGUAAGAAAAGUUACUGUAGUCGACCCAUAUGCACAGGUCUCUUUAGGUACCGCAAUCUUUCAAAAUUUCAUCUUCAAACAAAAUUGA
Entamoeba invadens IP1 is the source of this 1632-nucleotide messenger RNA. RefSeq lists its product as hypothetical. The coding region runs from base 1 to 1632 and encodes 543 amino acids. NCBI's taxonomy places the organism in Eukaryota, Evosea, Mastigamoebida, Endamoebidae. The transcript is spliced from 3 exons. The record is from RefSeq and is a predicted model, not a curated record.